Messenger RNA from Pelmatolapia mariae (spotted tilapia), 7838 nucleotides. Its product is annotated as NACHT, LRR and PYD domains-containing protein 12-like. Lineage: Eukaryota; Metazoa; Chordata; Actinopteri; Cichliformes; Cichlidae. The transcript is spliced from 13 exons. Gene Ontology annotation, biological process: intracellular signal transduction. The record is from RefSeq and is a predicted model, not a curated record. The coding region runs from base 302 to 4162 and encodes 1286 amino acids. Gene Ontology annotation, molecular function: protein binding.
AGUCUGAUAAACAGUACUUAUAAACAUACUGUUUAUAAGAUUCAGCUGUCAAGUCAGCUGAGACUGAAGAAGUCACCUGGAUGAGUGACCAAACGUUUCUCUCACUGAAAACGUCCAGAUGAACAGAAUCAACUUUUGGAGAGUCACCAGUUAAUCUGCGACACCAGUUAAACUGGAACACCCUCCGUUUGCUGGAAAUGAGGGAGGAGCGGUGAAAGUGAAAGGGUUGAGCCUCCGUUCAGAGCAGCAGGAGGAGGAAGCUGGGGCCGAGGCAGACUAACUCCACCCUGACAUCCAGAAGAUGGAGGAAGAGGACGGAGCAGCAGCUGCAGCAUCCAGCUGUGUGUCUGUGGGGAGUGACGGGGUUACAGAAACACCUCCACAUUACCAUCAUGGACCUGCAGCAACAAAAGGUCAGAGGUCACAGUCUCCAGUAUCCAGCUGUGUGUCUAUGAGGAGUGACAUGUCCAAAGGAAGACCUCCGAACUUCAGUAAUGAACCUGCACCAACAAUGUUCUUCAGUCAUGGAGCUCAGCUGACCAUAGGUCAGAGGUCACAGUCUCCAGUAUCCAGCUGUGUGUCUAUGAGGAGUGACAUGUCCAAAGGAAGACCUCCGAACUUCAGUAAUGAACCUGCACCAACAAUGUUCUUCAGUCAUGGAGCUCAGCUGACCAUAGGGAGGAAGAGGAAGAGGAGUGGUGUUUGUGAGGAGGAGCAGCUGUCCUGCUGUGCUUUGUGUCAGGACGUCCUGAAGGAUCCAGUCUCUACCAGCUGUGGACACUGGUUCUGCAGACAGUGCAUCUGCUCAUACUGGGACCAGUCUGCUUCAUCAGGAGACUCGUCCUGUCCCCAGUGUGGAGAAAGAUCCAGAAGCAGAGCUGGACUGCAGACAGCCAGUCAGAGCAGCUGUGUACAAAAUGUUGGUCUGCAGGAGGUUUUAGAUGAACAUAAGAUCAGUCUGAGGAGGAGAUGUGAACGUGUGACUGAAGGAAGUGAUGAAACAGGAAGUAGAACCCUCCUCAACAGGAUCUACACUGAGCUCUACAUCACAGAGGGACAGAGUGAAGAGGUUCAUACCCAACAUGAGGUGAGGCAGCUGGAGACAGCUUCCAAGAUGGACGCCCUCCAUGACGCUCCAAUCAGGUGCCAGGACAUCUUUAAAGCCUUCCCUGACCAACAGAGACCCAUCAGAGUGGUUCUGACCAACGGCGUGGCUGGUGUUGGAAAAACCUUCUCAGUGCAGAAGUUCACUCUGGACUGGGCAGAGGGCUUGGAGAACCAACAUGUCAGUGUGGUGGUUCUGCUUUCAUUCAGGGAGCUGAACCUGAUCAGAGAUGAGCAGUACAGUCUUCUGGAGCUGCUCCAUGUUUUCCAUCCAACAUUACAGAAGGUCACAGCAGAGAAGCUGGCUGUCUCUCAGCUUUUGUUCAUCUUUGACGGCCUGGAUGAAAGCAGACUUUCAUUGGAUUUCACCAACAGGAAGCUGCUGUCUGAUGUCACACAGAAGUCAUCAGUCAGCCAGCUGCUGACAAACCUCAUCCAGGGGAAUCUGCUUCCCUCGGCUCUCGUCUGGAUAACUUCCCGACCUGCAGCAGCCAAUCAGAUCCCUCCUACAUGUGUUGACAGGCUAACAGAAGUACGAGGCUUCAUUGACGCCCAUAAGGAGGAGUACUUCAGGAGGAGAUUCAGUGAUGAAGAGCUGUCCAGCAGAAUCAUCUCCCACAUGAAGACAUCCAGGAGCCUCCACAUCAUGUGUAGUAUCCCAGUCUUCUGCUGGAUCACUGCUACAGUUCUGGAGCACAUGUUGACUACAGAGCAGAGAGGAGAGCUGCCCAAGACCCUGACUGACAUGUACUCAUACUUCCUGCUGGUUCAGACAAAGAGGAAGAAGAACAAGUACCAUGAGGGACAUGAGACGAGUCCACAGGAGCUGACGGAGGCUGACAGGGAAGUUCUUCUGAAGCUGGGGAGGCUGGCGUUUGAACAUCUGGAGAAAGGAAACAUCAUGUUCUACCAAGAAGACCUGGAGCAGUGUGGUCUGGAUGUGACAGAGGCCUCGGUGUACUCAGGAGUUUGUACAGAGAUCUUCAAAAGAGAGUGUGUGAUCUUCCAGAAACCAGUCUACUGCUUUGUUCAUCUGAGCAUUCAGGAGUUUCUGGCUGCUGUCUACAUGUUCCACUGUUUCACCAACAGGAGGACAGAGGUGCUGAAGGACUUCUUUGGGAACAAAUAUAAAGAGUCAUCGUUGGAUGACUUUCUGAAGCAAGUCAUGAGAAAAUCCCUCCAGAUUAAAAAUGGCCACCUGGACCUGUUUGUUCGCUUCCUUCAUGGCCUCUGUCUGGAGUCCAACCAGAGACUCUUAGGAGGUCUGCUGGGUCAGACAGAGAUCAGUCCAGAAACCAUCCAGAAAGUCACCAAGUACCUGAGGAAAGUGAACAGUGAUAAAAUUUCUCCUGACAGAAGCAUCAACAUCUUCCACUGUCUAAUGGAGAUGAACGACCUCUCAGUACAUCAGGAGAUCCAAAAGUUCCUGAAGUCAGAGAAAGGACCAAAGAAGAAACUCUCUGAGAUCCAGUGCUCAGCUCUGGCCUUCAUGCUGCAGAUGUCAGAGGAGGUUCUGGAUGAGUUGGACCUGCAGAAGUACAACACAUCAAAACGGGGACGACUGAGACUGAUUCCAGCUGUGAGGAACUGCAGAAAGGCUGGGCUGACUCGGUGUGGACUCUCAGAGACUCACUGUGAAGUUGUGGCCUCAGCUCUGAAGUCCAACCCCUCCCAUCUGACAGAGCUGGACAUGAGUGGAAAUGAGCUGCAGGAUUCAGCAGUGAAGCUUCUGUGUGGUGGACUGGAGAGUCCAAACUGUCGACUGGAGACUCUGAGACUGACUGUUUGUAACCUCUCAGAGAGAAGCUGUGAAGCUCUGUCCUCAGUUCUCAGCUCCCAGUGCUGUAGCCUGAGAGAGUUAGACCUGAGUAACAACAACCUGCAAGAUUCCGGAGUGAAGCCUCUGUCUGCUGCAUUGCAGAGUCCAAAUUUUACACUGGAAAUUCUGAGACUGAGUGGCUGUAACCUCUCAGAGAGAAGCUGUAAAGCUCUGUCCUCAGUUCUCAGCUCGCAGUCCUCUAGUGUAAAAGAGAUGGACCUGAGUCACAGUGACCUGGGGGAUUCAGGAGUGAAGCCUCUGUCUGCCGCACUGCAGAGUCCACAUUGUACACUGGAAAUUCUGAGACUGAGUGGCUGUAACCUAUCAGAGAGAAGUUGUGAAACUCUGUCCUCAGUUCUCAGCUGUCAGUCCUCUACUCUGAGAGAGCUGGACCUGAGUCACAGUGACCUGGGGGAUUCAGGAGUGACACUUAUGUCUGCCGCACUGCAGAGUCCACACUGUAAAUUGGAAUCUCUAAGUCUGUCAUGCUGUCUGAUCACAGAGGAAGGCUGUACUUCUCUGGCCUCAGCUCUGAGCUCCAACCCCUCCCAUCUGAGAGAGCUGGACCUGAGCUACAAUCAUCCAGGUGACUCAGGAAUGAAGCUGCUGUCGGCUGGACUGAAGGAUCCAGGCUGGAGACUGGACACUCUCAGGGUGGAGCCUGCUGGAGUCCAGUGGUUGAGACCAGGUCCGAGGAAGUAUUCCUGUCAACUCACAAUCGACACAAACACAGUGAACACAAAGCUCCAGCUGUCUGACAACAACAGGAAGGUGACACGUGUGGAGGAGGUUCAGUCAUAUCCUGAUCAUCCAGACAGAUUUGAUGUUUAUCAGCUGCUGUGUAGAAAUGGUCUGACUGGUCGCUGUUACUGGGAGGUCGAGUGGAGAGGAAACAUUUAUAUAUCAGUGAGUUACAGAAGAAUCAGAAGGAAAGGAGACAGUAAAGACUGUUUGUUUGGAUACAAUGAUCAGUCCUGGAGUCUGGAGUGCUCUGAUGAUGGUCCUCGUUACGUCAGGCACAAUAAGAUGAAAACAUCCAUCUUCUCCUCCUCCUCCUCCUCCUCCUCUGUCUCUAACAGAGCAGCAGUGUAUGUGGACUGUCCUGCUGGCACUCUGUCCUUCUACAGAGUCUCCUCUGACACUCUGAUCCACCUCCACACCUUCAACACCACAUUCACUCAAACUCUUUAUCCUGGGUUUACGGUCUGGUCUCCUGGUUCCUCAGUGUCCCUGUGCUGAGUGUAAAGAGUGUCUCCUGUUAGAGAAACACUCUGACUGUUGAACAGUUCAGUCUGUACAUGUCUGUCUCUUUCACUCACAAACACGUUUUCACAUUCAUGGAUUCAAUCAGUUGAUGUUUGAAACUCUUCAAAAUGAUUCCUUGUAAACUUCUUCCUCUUCAGUCCUUUAAAGAUGGAAGCUCCCAUUAUUCCAGGAUCCACAUGUUGGUUUCUGUCUUUUUCCACUCAAAGCUUCACAGUGAAUCUCAGUAUGUUGUGUUUCUCUGAAGCUCAGUUCACAACCAGCUCCUCUGCAUUUUCAACAAGUCUGAGCUUAUUAAAAUGAAUCCAAAUGUUUGAUUUCUCUUUCUUAAUGGGAUCUUUCCAUCAUGGCUGAAUAAGUGGACAUUCAAUAGACAAAAAAAAGACAUUCAAUAGUACUCAGUGUAUCAAAUAUUAACAACAUUCAGCAUCUCUCAUGUGACUGUCAUUUUAUACAAACAGCUGCUUUUAAAAACUGCUCCAAUUUAACCAGUGGACAGCUACAUUUAUAUAUAACAUACUGUAACCUAUAUAACUAUAUGUAUAGUGUAUUAUGUAGGUUUUAGAGCUGGGGGUAGAAUUGCUGAUGGCCUGGUUUUUAUUUAUGUUCCCCAUGGUUCACCAGCUCUCACACAGCAUCACCACCAAUGAUCCACGUCCUUAUAAACUUCUGAAUCAGGUCCUGAAGCAGUGACGUACUGAGUGAAGACCUCACUGAUCACAUGACUCUGGUCACCUGGACUCAGUGUUUCUGAAGCAGUGUGCUGGGUUUUUAAAAAUACGUGGCUGCUGCCUGAUGUUGGACCCACAGAGGAAGACGACUCACUCACUCUUCUUCACUUCCUCCUUAAACAUGUGGAAGGAGAGCAAAGUGCUGCCAGACUCUUAUUUCUGACAGGAACAGAAGAAACCACAGCAAACUGGUCCAGUUAUUCAUCUUCAUCACAAUCUAUUUAUUUAUGAUGGUCUCUUCAGUCUGAGGGUUUGAAGUUUCCAUGUCUGUGUGAUGUGUGGUGUGAAGGCUGCUGGUUAAACUGGGACUCACUGUUUAAAGCACUGAGUGCUCAUAGAGAGAUGCUCCAUGAGUCCCAGUACAGACUACAAACAUGGUGGAAACUGUGGAAUUACAGGGAUUAUUUUACAUAACCAUCAUCUUUAUCAUUGCAUUAAUUAUCAUUUCAUCCAAGCAUUUAUUGAAGUUGCUGGCAUUAUGUUAUAAUUUGUAUUACAUAGGUUAUCAUAAUCACAUAUUAACAUGUUUAUUACAGGUGCAGUUACAACCACUUAAAUCGUUGAGUUAAAUCUAUAAUCUUAAAAGCUUAUAUGCUGAGUAUAUUGUUACAGUAAAAUAGUAGCUGAGCAAAGGCCUGAAUGUAUUCAGCUUCUUGUUGCAUUUGAGUUUGCCUAGUAACAGGUGACAGAAGAUGGGCCAAAGAGGAGGACAAGUCCAUGGGGACCUCAUCACCAUAUUUGGAAAAGGAUGCCAGAAAGGGGAACUCCUGUCUCUGUAGUUAUCUCUUAAAAUUGAUCAUUGUCUGUAGAAGAGGCAAAUAAUGUUCUUAAGAUGCAAAUUAUGUGCUUGUAAACGCAUGAGGGGGCGUCAUAAUACCCUGAUGUUAUAAAAGCAAUCUGAAGUGUAUUUUUGGGUGGGGAUUUACAACUGAUGGUUUCCAGUGUACGUCUCCCCACGCUGCGUGCAUUCAUUAAAAUCAAUUGUUUGAUCGACCUUUUCUGGACCAUCAUUGUUUUACUCUCGUCCUCAAUUUCGGACCCGUAACAUUUGGUGCAUUGGCCGAGGGUUGAGAGAGGGAGAAAGUUGGAGGUUGAGACCGAGAGGGUCCGAGGCGCUCGAACGGGCAGACACGAGUCAGUGGUCGAAGUGAGUGGACAUAAGCCGGCUUAUUCAAAGGUAAGGCACUACCUGUUGAAUUAUUUCCAAAAUGUGCCAAUUGGAUAUUCCAAAUUAAAAGUUUACUCACUGAAAUUACUGGUAAAGGUCUGUUUUGAUUUUGGUGAAAAUCUCAUGAGAAUUGAAGUUGAAGUAAUGAUAAUGAAAUGUUGAAAGUGACAGUACUGAGUAAAGAGAAUUUAAAGUAGUUGGACUGCUAAGUAAAUAAAAGCAGUUGGACUGCUAAGUGAAUUUAGAAUAAUAGGUAAUUGGUUGUUUUGUGGUUAACACUCCCAAUUGGCUAUAAGGUUGGACCUGCGUCGGUCAUACACUUGUUUUGAGUGUUGAUUGUUGUUUCAAAGUAUUACAAAUUUCUGUAGAACGGCAGUUGGACUGCUAAGAAGCGCAUUGUCCAGAGGUAACGCUUGCCGAGGGUGCGGACGCGUACCUUCGUCCUCUAGGAGGGAUAGUCAGUUGGUCACUGUGGAGCUUGGGGCACUCCAAAAUAACUAGUGGUUGGACCACUUUACCGUUUAGAACGGUAUUUGCACUUUUUUGGGCAGUAAAGCUUGGAGCUUGGGCGUUAGACGCUUUUAAAUUGAGUUAGGGACCUUAGGGAUUCGACCAGAUACAGUUUAGAACUGAUACUGUGUAAUUGAUAAUAAAAAACUUGGAGUUUGUCCCUUGGAGGGUUAAUUUAAAUUUGUGAAAAUUCUGUAGGUUGUGCAAUCUCAGGCCUGAUAAUUGUUGUUAUUGUAAUUAUAAGACGUCUGUGUAUCUGUGUAAUAUAAAGUAAGAGGUUUGGUGUCAAAAGGAGUCUGACCCAGCACUGAGCUGAAGUGCUGAGGCCAUUUUUUAGACGGAGUGUGUGUGAAAAUGCAAAUGAGGCAGCUGCGAGGUCCCUAGAGUUUUAGGAAGUUCAUAGAGAGUGUUACACAUUGCUGAACGCCUGUAUUUAAGACGCUGGUUUUGUUUAUUACAAUACUGUAAGUAAAGUUUUUAUUUCUUGCCAUGACUGUAUGACUUUUUGCUGGGUUUUGAGAUAGGAUACAUACACUGUUGAUACUUAGGACCGCUAUUUGGGGUCUGAAAACUGAAAUUGACUUUGAAAUAAUUUCAUUAAUAAAUAUGUCUGUGAGUGAUGUCUCUUUUGGUGUCUCCAAGUAAGAUGUUUUAGGAUUUUUAGAUGGGUUUUGUUUCAGUUUGAGAUAAUAUACACAGUUACAUUUGGUGUUUCUCAGGUAUUGUGGUUGACUUUGAGUGAUACAUAUAGGUGUAAGUCGUUUGAUGUUUGUUGGGCAAAGGAGGACUUUAGAAGAUUGUAAGUGGUUUUUUAGUCCAAUAACAUAUAAGUAGUUAGAUUUGACAGACUUGUUUACAUUUUGGCUUUAUGUUAAUAUAGGUUGCAGCGGGCACAGAGGAAGCACAGCACAACAUCUUAAGGGUUUAAAAAUAAUAAUAAAUAAAUGAAUGAAGUUUCUUAUGGGUUUUUGUGUGUGUUUUUAGGGAUAGUUUUUUGUGGGUUUUUAGGGGGAGUGUGUGUUUGUGGUGUUUGUGUGUGUCAAACGGAGAUAACAUGAAAACAGAGGAAUUAGAGACUAGAAUGUCCUAGAAGCCAAUAAAAUGCAAAUUAAGAAGCUGUGAACUGCUUAAACCACAGUUGGUUUCACAAGUACUGCUGCAAACAUUGUUGAAUGCGUGUGUUUAAGACGCCAUUUAUGUUUAUUAGAGGGUUAUAAAUAAAGUUUUGAGUUGCUGUAGUGGA